AUGCCAAACCCCUACAAGACCUACGAGAAAGCCAGCGAGGGCGUCGGUAUUGCAGGCGCAGCAGCAGGUGCCAGUGGAGGCUUCCCCAAUCCCAUGGGUGGAGUGCAGAAUGCUCAACUGGCAUACCAUACGCACCAGUAUGGAAAGAUCCAAUCACAAGGCAUGAAACAAGCCUUGGUGAAUGAGGAUCGAGCACGCCAGAACCAACGUGAAAUGUCGACUCCUCAGGUGCAGGCUUCGUCCUUGACAUAUGGAUCCAAUGGGAUUACCAAAGAGAAUGGUUAUGUGAAGGACAGGAAUGGAAAUAUCAGCUACCAGGGCAAGAAAUGA
This is a messenger RNA of Penicillium brevicompactum, 330 nucleotides long. RefSeq lists its product as uncharacterized. The coding region runs from base 1 to 330 and encodes 109 amino acids. The transcript is spliced from 2 exons. The record is from RefSeq and is a predicted model, not a curated record. Lineage: Eukaryota; Fungi; Ascomycota; Eurotiomycetes; Eurotiales; Aspergillaceae.